Molecule: messenger RNA, 4989 nt
Organism: Linum trigynum
Lineage: Eukaryota; Viridiplantae; Streptophyta; Magnoliopsida; Malpighiales; Linaceae
Source: the annotation of a GenBank genome assembly
CCGCCGGCUCUCACUGACUCUCCCACCUCCUCUCCUCUAAUGUUUCGAUCAAUGGAUCGGAUUGGAUUGAAUGAAGCAGUGAUUAUCUAAGCCCGCCAUUCCUCUCUCUCUGUGGUUUCCCCAGCAAUAUACUUAAUCCUCCCGCGGCCCAGGGCUCCUUUUCUCUCUCUAAUCCUCUACGUAAGUCUUUGAAUCUUUCCGCUGGUUGUUCCUGUGCCACUUUCACCUCAGUGGCCGUUUUUUGUUUGUUUGUUUCUUUUAUUUUUUUUUCUUCUUCCGUUUCUGCUAUAUACUGGGCGAUGCAUGUAUCAAUAGGUGGUUUCUCUUCUGUUUUUCCAACAACCCAAAUUUGAUCUUGUUUAUCAUUUCGGGAUUGUGCUUACUCUGCUUCCUCUCUGUGUCUUAGUUCAAUUCUCACUUUUGGCCUUCCUGAUUUUGCGUUUCUAAGUCUGCUGAAGACCCACUUAUUCUCUGCAUGCAGGGAAUUCAACUGUUGAAUUCUUUUAUGGUUGACUUGAGGAAUACCCAACCAACUAGUGGCUUCGUCAAAUACCCAGGGUACGGUCUCGAGUUCCCUUUUCCCCUUUUGCUCUUUUUGUUUUGUUUUGCUAAGGGAGAACUUGAAUGGUGUCUGUUAAGAUUUACAACACUUAACCACUCUUCGUUUGUUCCUUUUUCGUUUCUGCUUUUCUUAGUCAGUUGCUUGCAUGUUCUGUAGAUGGAUCCAGUUUGUAAAUGUUAUUAGAUUUAACUUCCUCAGCUUGCGCUUCAGUGAGCAAGCCUAUCCUUUUCAUGACAUGCAUACUGCUUUUCGGGCCAUUCCAGCAACCUUGAAUUUGAUUAAUGUGAGUUUCAUUGUUAGGGAUAAGGGUAGGACCAUUCUUUAAUGUGGUAGCUGGCGUAAUUCUUUACCACAUUUAUUGAAGCUUUUUCUGGUUGUCUAAUGUUGCUGGUUCUCAAAGUUGAUCUUUCUCGGGUAGUCUAUUAGUAACUGACUCAGUAGUUGUAAGAAGUGGGAAAGCAGAGCAAACGAGAAGGUAUAUAAAAGAGAACCGCAACCAUAGUGAGAGACCAGCUGCGUCUAUGAAUAAUUAACUUUGGAGGAAAUGGCGGGGAGGUCGAGAUAUAUUAUUGGCCUCUAAUGUGAGACAUUCUUCGAAUUUUAAAUGCAAGGGACAAAGACGAGGAAACUGAUCUCCAUGUUUGGUGUAGUGACGUUGAGAAACUCAGGGUCUUUGAGAUGCAACAAGAACUUUAAUUUUUAUGACUAGUCGUUUGCUGAUCCUGAAGGCACAAGUUGUAUACAAUAAUCAAAUUCAACCAUGGACCCUAAUGGUGGCAAAAAAGUGAAGCGGAGGGAUCAGCUUGUGCAUGAAAAUGGUGAUAUCAUACUUUCAAUCGCCGGCGAUGUAGACCCAUGGACUGCAUGGGCAUACAAGCCACGCACGAUCUCGCUAUUACUUGUUGGUGCAUGCUUCCUGAUUUGGGCUAGUGGAGCCCUUGACCCUCAAAUGAGCACAGGUGGUGAUGUUGUUAUGACAGUGAAAAGGGGUGUAUGGGCUAUGAUCGCAGUUUUUCUUGCUUAUUGCUUACUGCAAGCUCCAUCAACGAUUCUUAUAAGGCCACAUCCAGCACUUUGGAGGCUAGUUCAUGGCAUGGCGGUUAUAUAUCUUGUCGCCCUCACAUUUUUGCUUUUUCAGAAACGUGAUGAUGCUAGACAGUUCAUGAAGUUCCUUCAUCCUGACCUUGGAUUGGAGCUUCCUGAAAGGUCAUAUGGAGCAGAUUGUCGUAUUUAUACUCCUGAAAUCCUACAAGCGUGUUUAAGAAUCUUUAUGUAUGAUUUCUUCUUGCCCGACUUUCCUUUUUAGCACUGGGUUUCUUACUGAGGGGUGUCUUUGCCCCCCUUCAAACAAAGCCCAUAGGUUGGCUGUGAGCGCUUUACUAAUAUAAUAGUGAAAAGUGAGGCUCUUCUGCUGAGCGACGCUGCGAGCAUGAGUGACUUUUGAUUUUUCCCCUUUUUUCCCCAUUGCUUUUACCGGUAGCACCAGUACUAUGCCAAACUAUCAUUUUCGCCUCAUUUAGUUUGGUUUGUUCAGGACACACUUUUUGAUGAAUUUGUUCUAGCUCAUAUUUUUGGAUGGUGGGGCAAGGCUAUAUUAAUCCGGAAUCAACCUCUUCUUUGGGUGUUAUCUGUUGGAUUCGAGUUCCUAGAGGUUAGUUGGUCUGCUAAUUCUUGGUGUAUGUUUGGUUUCUCAAUUUCUGUAAGUGUGGUUUGCUUUGAGCUCUCGGACAACAAUGCUCAUUUAUGUUCUCUGGCAUUUUCAGUUUACUUUUCGUCACAUGUUGCCGAAUUUCAAUGAGUGCUGGUGGGACAGUAUCAUUCUCGAUAUACUGACAUGCAACUGGUUCGGUGAGACUUCUUGAACAGAAUGUUCAUUACCCUCCUCUUUUCUAUUUUUGCUGUUGCUCUUGGAACUUCUUUCUGAUUGAUGUUACUGGUUGACAAUGUGAAGCAGCUAAUUGAGAAAAAAUUAUAUAUUUGAGAGUCCAUUUUAUGGCGAUGGCUAGAAGACUGAACUGUUGACUAAGAAAUUAUAUUUUAUUUGUAUGGAUCAAAUUAAGGAUUGGUAUCGAAGGAUAUCCACACUGGGUACCUUGGUUACCUCAUUCUUUUGCUGACUAGAUUGCUUCUAGUUGUGUAUUUAUGUACGACUUGGUAUAUUUAGUGUUUAGUGCUGUAGUUUCUAAAUUAAGUUAGUGUGGCUACGUUGGAUAUCUUCAGCUACUCUCAGGUGUAUGGGGGCCUUAUUGACAUUGUCGAAACAUGCUUCUUCAAAUAGUAACAUGUGCCGUAUGAAGUUGAUAAAGUUCUGUUAGAAGUUACAACCUUCUGGCCAUCAAGUCCAUGUGUCUCUCUUAUUAGAUUUAAGUGCCUACACUCUAAUCUUGAUGCAGGUCAGAUGUAUGGUCUUAUCAGCUAAUUGCUUGCUCCUCCAGUUGUCCACAGUGAUAGUGCAUUGACAAUAUCAGUUAAGUUGUGAUAAAGUAAACACUAAUAAUCUAAAGAGAGAAAAUGAAGUAAUUGCUAAACAAGACCAUUAGGGGCCUUAGUCAAUGCUGAAUAUUUAGCAUUCUUGAACUGGAUGUCUCAAACAAGUUGAAGUUGCAUUCUUCAACUGGAUUUAGGCUGCAACCUAGGUUUAGAGAACUAUAUUCAAUUAAAAAAAGUGCUAUAGGAGUAGCUAUUGACUAGCACUUGUUCAUGAUUUAUUUGACGUACACAAGAAAGCUAAACUUGCUACUUCUGGCAAAUCUAGUUCGUAAGGAUCAAUAGGACUUGUAAUUCGGGGCUUAUUAAAAUUUACAGAUCCGAGAAAGAUAACGUUGACACCCUUCUAACUAAUUCCUAAGUGAUAUCUGCUGCCCCCGCCCAGAGACACGGAAAUGGUUGGUUGAUUCUGGUUUAUGAUUUCGAAUUUGUGCCUAACAUUGUAUUUCACAGGUAUUUGGGCCGGGAUGUGUACUGUAAGGUAUUUUGAUGGGAAAACAUACGAGUGGAUUGGUAUUAGUCGGCAGCCUAAUAUUAUGGGCAAGGUAUGUGUUCCACUUAUUUCACCUGGACUUUGUCCUUCGACUGUAUGAGCUUCCAGUAUUAUCUGACUGUCAGUAAUCCUCUUGUUGCUUCUUAUGUCCUCUGCUGAACGUUCAUGCUAUGUCAGUGGAUUUGUAGAUGUUUCCUUGUUGGUGGUCUAGGAAUCAAAUUGUCGAUCAUUCUUAAUGUUUAAUUUCUUAUUUCUUCCUCAGAGGACAAAGUCUGAUCCCGAUACCAUUUUCUGCCAUAUCAAGAAGGGGCAGUGCUGAUAUCUUCUGAAUCACUUUAUUGUUAUGGUUUGUUUGGCAGGUGAAACGAACACUAGGACAGUUUACACCGGCACAGUGGGACAAGGAUGAAUGGCACCCUUUACUUGGUCCAUGGCGUUUUCUUCAAGUUCUGACCUUGUGCAUAAUCUUCCUUACAGUAGAGCUGAAUACAUUCUUUCUCAAGUUUUGUCUUUGGAUCCCUCCACGCAAUCCUGUGAUAAUCUAUAGAUUGAUCUUGUGGUGGUUAAUUGCCAUACCGACAAUUCGUGAAUACAAUUCCUAUCUUCAGGAUCGGUACUCUCUCUCUCUCUCUCCCCCCCCCCCCCCCCCCCCCCCCCCCCACCCCACCCCCAUUUCACCUGUUAUGGUGGGAUCAACAUAAAUUAAUUUCAUAUACAUAUUAUGUGAGCUGUUAUCAGAACACCGGUUAAAAAGGUUGGAGCUUUUUGUUGGCUUUCCGUUGCUAUUUGCAUUAUCGAGCUUCUCAUCUGCAUCAAGUUUGGACAUGGUAUGUUCUUUAAGCAUACUGAUGCUUCCUCUUCACUUUCCCAACUUCUGAUAUCUUUGCUUGAGGCUGGUAAUGACUUAUAGCUUCAUCUUGAUCAGGUUUGUAUCCAGCACCUAUGCCUAGGUUGCUGGUCGUCUUAUGGACUGGUGCAGGAGUUACCUUGGUAACAUUCGUGCUUCUGUGGUCAUGGCAAUUGCAUCGCAGAAGUUGUGAGAGAAAGAGACGAUGAUAUCUUACAAUGGUUUUGCUGGUAGUCACUCGUUAUAUCUUAUUGUUUUUACUUGUCAUAGUUAGUGGGGUUUGGGUAGGGUCUUGUACAUACCCUGAGAGAUUAUCCUAGAGAAUGUGGCAUGAUAUAGUUGUUUCGGCAUAGGAUUCCUAGUCCAUUGAGUUGCUAAUUUGAACACAUGGGUAUAUUUGGGUUGUGGGUUUCUUUCGGUGUAGUGUGUGUUUAAGGCUUUUAUCAAAACUCUUGUGUUGGUCGGGAGAUUUUUCUAAAGAUGGUUUGAAGGCCGGUAUGGGAUUUUGUUUACAGGGUUCCUGCGGAAGUAGAGAUUCGAGUGAAGCUAGCCCGAGUAGGCAUUCAUGAUUGUUUGAUUUAAUGAAGAAAAUAAUGUGGU